Messenger RNA from Symbiodinium sp. CCMP2456, 516 nucleotides. The record is from the annotation of a GenBank genome assembly. NCBI's taxonomy places the organism in Eukaryota, Dinophyceae, Suessiales, Symbiodiniaceae.
AUGGACCACGGCCUCUCGGGUUAUGACGGCCUGGAGAUCGCUUUCUCCAACACCAAGGUCCGCCACUUCAAGGUCCGCUUGAACGACACAAGGCAAGAUGCGCGUUUUAUUGCAGCGGUUCGAGUGCUCAGCGAUGGCCCUCACAACCUCUGGUUGAAAUGGAGCGACUUCCAUGGUGAGGAGCUGGUGAUGCGCGGCAUCCGCCCUUGUGUGGAUACAGCAGCAUGCUUCACCAUUGCACCUUCGACCAUUUCGCAUAUCGCAAUUCUGCUCCCCAUUGAAGAUGCAGAGGCCCCUGCGAAGUUCACCAUUGAAAGAAUGACUCUCGACGUCCUGGCUCGUGGUGGCGAGAACGACACCAACUCGGCGACUAUCCGGCCAUCGAGCGACGCAGAGGAAAUUCGUUUCGAAACGACUACGAUUGCAGGAUCGAACCAAAUGAUGGUCAGCUCUGCGUUUGGUGGAAAAUUGGCCCUGGGCGCAGUCCUCGCCACACUUGGCCUGGCUAUCCGGUGA